GGCCACCUAGACCAAUCUCUCUCCAGUAUUUGAGCUCAUGCUUUUCUUCGCCGCCGCUGCGCUGGGCCUGUCCUUACCAUCUCUUGUGGGAGCAAUAUCGCCGUCUUUCUCUGUACAGAACGAUGCGUACGACAGUGGGCUGUUCACCCCAAUGGAGGAUUUGAACCUGCUCUCUUAUUCAGAGUUCGCCACCUUGAGUCACCCGGCAUUUCCAAAUUACAGCGUUAGAAUCAAGAAAACGGACUUUUGCGAUGGUACUGUUGCGGCCCAUACAGGAUACAUCGACAUUGAAGCAAGACACCUGUUCUUCUACUUCUUUGAGAGCAGGAGCGAUCCGGAUAUUGACGACGUCAUUUUCUGGACCAACGGAGGUCCCGGUGCCUCUUCCAUGCUAGGGCUCUUCAUGGAGCUUGGCCCUUGCCGGAUUACCGAUGACCGUGGUCCUGUUUUCCAUAAAGAGUCCUGGAAUUCUAAUGCCAACAUCUUUUUCGUCGACCAGCCUAUUGGCGUAGGCUUCUCUUACGCUGACUAUGGCGAAACUGUCGGUACAACUGAAGAAGCCGCUAAGGAUAUUGCAUCUUUCGUAGCCAUCUUCUUCGAACAUUUUACCAAGUUCAAAGGUCGCGGCUUCCACAUGUCUGGGGAAUCCUAUGGCGGACGUUACUUGCCGCUCUUUGCUUCUGCGGUAUAUGACCAAAAUGCAUACCUCAUUGAUGCUGGCCUUACACCAGUUAACCUGUCUUCGAUCAUGAUUGGAAACGGAUUAACUGAAUUCGCCACAAUGACCUUGUCCUAUUACGAGAUGACGUGCACUUUUGCCUCCGUUCCUCCCGUUCUAGAUAUAUCAACAUGUGUUCGCAUGAAACAAGUGCUCCCUCGAUGCCAGAAGUGGAUGAAAGAGUCCUGCAUCGACCAGUUUGACGACAUCAACUGUGCAGCUGCGGCCAACUUCUGCUCAGAUGAACUAUUUGGACCGUUCAGCUCCACAAACAAGAAUCCAUAUGAUAUCAGUGUGGACUGCGAUGGACCCAUCGAAGAAACGCUUUGCUACCCCGUAACGAAUAACAUAUCCGCCUACCUCGACCACCCCAGUGUUCGCACCAAACUAGGCGUCGACCCACACUUUGACGGACAAAACUUCAGCUCCGUCUCAUGGGAGGUAAACAGUGCCUUCGUGACGACCAUGGACGAGUACCAUCAAACGCAACUGUAUAUCGCGGCCCUGCUGGAGCGCAAGGUACGGGUCCUUGUGUACGUAGGCAGCUAUGAUUUUAUAUGCAAUUGGGUCGGGAACAAUGCAUGGACAUUGGUGCUGGAUUGGAGUGGUAAGGAAACGUUUGUAAAUGAGGAGCUAAGGGAAUGGUUCAUUGGGGGAAAGAAGGCUGGUUUGACGAGGAGCAGCAAGGGCUUGACGUUUGCUACGAUUGAAGGGGCGGGCCAUAUGGUACCUUAUGACAAACCCCAGGAAUCUCUAGAGCUUGUCAAUCGCUGGCUGAAGGGACAGGCUUUAUAAGUCGUAUUCGCUCUUCUCUAAAUUGAUGUCCUAAUUAUCAGUGUAUAACGUAGUAUAUUUACAUGCGAUAUCCUGACGUACAAGUCUUGAUGGAACUAUAGAACUAUUCUUCUGUAGGCCGGAUCUGUCGUAAAACUUUCAGCCCAUUGG
Messenger RNA from Guyanagaster necrorhizus, 1663 nucleotides. RefSeq names its product serine carboxypeptidase. Gene Ontology annotation, cellular component: fungal-type vacuole. Gene Ontology annotation, biological process: proteolysis. Lineage: Eukaryota; Fungi; Basidiomycota; Agaricomycetes; Agaricales; Physalacriaceae. Gene Ontology annotation, molecular function: serine-type carboxypeptidase activity. The transcript has 11 exons. Bases 38 to 1513 code for a protein of 491 amino acids. The record is from RefSeq and is a predicted model, not a curated record.